CCAAUUAGAAUUCAUGAUGUUUUCCUAAAACAACCUCAUUUCAAGACUGAAGAGUAACUAACUCCAUUGAUAUGGCCAUCACACCUUUUUUUAAGUGCUUUACGGUAGUGUAACGAAACACACUUUAAAGAGGCUAUUAGAAUGGAAAUAAUGUGACUUUAAAUUAGUUGUAAGCAAGCAGACAUCUGACUGUGUGCUACAUAAACUGUUGCGUUAGUCUGUUAGCGAUGGUUAGCUAACUUUAACGUUAUGAGGUAAGAAUAAAGUUAACUCUUUUACAUAGACAGUCACGCCUAAUUCGCUGAAGAUAACUCGCUAAGCUGUUCAAUUUCUCCUGAUCUCUUUUCCUAAUCAAGGACACCGAUACCUUUCAUAUUACUACUGAAAAGAUGCAACAUGCUACAAAGACUGACCUAAGUCUGUUGCUUGAGUGUCUGAAAUGCCAAAUGAAAUGUCCAGACUCUCAGAAGCAAGCACUCCUCACAAUUUAUUCUAUUUGCCAGCAAAGCGGUGAGAAUGUGGAGUUUUUCCAGAAUUUGGGAGGGGUGAUGUUUGUGCAUAGCCUAUCCCGUGCCAGUCCCCAUCCUCAGGUCAAACAGACUGCUCUCUUCAUUCUUGGUGCCUUGGCUGAGUCUUAUGCCUACUGUAAGCAGGCCCUGUGCAGAAAGGACACGUUUGCAGACCUGGUGGAGAGUCUGCAGCCAGAGGUGCCUGUGACCCAGAAGAGGGUGGCUGUCUACAUGCUAUCAGCGCUUGUGUCCAACAACAGGUUGGGACAGGAGUUUGCUCACACUUCAGACUGCAUCCAUGUGCUGCUGAAUCUUUUCAGGUGGAGCUUCCCUUUUUCCUCUGAGGCCAAGGCUGUGGGAGAAACGCAGAUGACACAGCUCUGGACCGCUGUGUCCAGUGCCUUGUGUGGCUGUGUCAACAAUCCCCAGAAUGACCUGAAUCAGCGUGUGUGUAUGUCGGCCUUUCCACUGGUGUGUAGCUGGCUGCAGCAGAUGAGUCCCCCUCGCCCCCAACUGCUCCAGCCCCUCUGCUCCUUCAUCGCCAUGACGCUGCACAACAACAUGUGUGCUCAAGAGUACUUCUCGUCGGUGGGUGGGCUGGGGACGUUGUGUGUGAGCCUGGCUGAUCUGGUACCUGAGAGUGUAAAGAGCCCCCCAGCAUGCAGCAUGGCCAUCAUGCUCACCAAGACACUGGCCGCCUGUGUCACAGACAACCCGGGCCUGGCUGCUGGUCUGUGUGGGCUGCAGCUGGUGCCAGUGUUGCUGCUGCUGCUCUCCUGCCCCAAACUGGACCACAGAGACCAGCUCAGUGUGGUGCUCACUAUGGGUCUCUGCACCGACUCCUCCGAGGAGCACCAAACUCAGCUGUUGGCUAGCGGUGGUCUGCCCCUGGUCAUCUCUCUGCUGACCGACACACAGGACGAGGAGCUCAAGAAAGCUGCAACCUUCGUCCUACAGACCUGCAAAAAGAUCACUGGGAUGCUGGGCCCUGGCCUGGGGUCAUGUCAUGAAGAAGAGCAUCAGAGUGAGUUGGAGAACCACUGGAAAUCUGCCAAGGAUAUACUACAGAGGAUAAACAACCUAGAGAAGCAACAGGCAGGAGAAGAACAGUGGGAACGGGAUGUGGGGAAUUCCGCAGAUCAGCAGGAAGGAACUUUUGGCAUUCCGCUGGCCCCGCCCCCUCAGACCCCUUCACUCCAGCGCUGUGACCCCCCUGAGGAACUCUGGGAAGGGACGCCGCUGCGCAGUGUCAGGGGUCACCACCGGGAGGGACGACUGAGGCACAGGAACAAGACGCACAAAGAGCCUCCUGUGCGGAGGGACAUUUUCGGUAGUGUUCCAGAGCAGGACCUGCCUCUCGAGAGCCACCACGCCACCGUCCAAGACACCAAGAGAGAGAGGGAGGAGAGAGAGAGAGAGGAGACAGAGAGGGAGGAAAGAGAGAGCAACAGAGGGAGUGUUAGCAUGCUGAGGGAGACACAACAGAGGCAGAGAACCAAGGAAUGGAAGAAGAGAGAGAAAGACUUCUCUGUCCAGAGAGAAAGAGGAGAUGUGGAGAGAGAGAGGAGAAGAAGGAGAGAUGUAGUGAUGGAGAGAGAGGGGGGCAGGGAGGAGAGAGAGAGCAGAAGAGGGCGGGGCAGAAUUCCAGCCCAGUUAGACUCCGCCUCCCUCACAGAGACAUACCGCUGUCAACCAGCAGAGGGUGGUAAACACACAGACAGUACCCAUGAGUUCAGGAUACCAGAUCCCCUCCCGAACUCUGUCCCCCGACUCAGACCCCGGUCCUCAUCGGAUGAUGAGAUGUCCAUCUGCUCUGAGAUUCUGGACCAGGAGAUCCAGCGGGUGUUGAUGACCCCUGCCUCCUUUACCCACAGUGCACUGCGCUGCUUAGGUUGUGUGUCGGGUGUGUGUGAUGUGAGCAGCCGAUCCUUCGGCGCCCUCCUGCGCUCCAGCCAACAGAAGUGUGAGACACACCUGCUGCUGCUCCGCGCCGACCAGCACCACCGAAAACAGCUCAAGCACACACACACACUCUCGCACCCCAGCGACACACAUACAUCCUCUCGCUCCAGUGACACAAACACACUCAUCCACGGCAGCGACACACACACACCCAGAGCCUCAAGGGCUGCCGGCAGCCCGGCCAGUCACACACACGGCAGCCCAGAGAGCAGCUACUGUACCGUGGACACACACUGUGAGAGCGACACACACACACACACUCACGCACCUCCACCCCUCAGAGAGAGCAAAGCAGACACAUGCCCAGGGGGCCACACACAGCCUCCUCAUGAGAGAGACGGGAGAGACAGCAGAACACACAGGGAUUACCUCACAGCUGUGAACAUCACUCCUCUGAAAAGGCCCCCCGACAUGCCUGGCAGAAGCCAGUGCAGAGAGGAGCUGAUUAGUGAAGACGAGUCCAACCCUGAGACAGCAGAGGGCUGCUCCAGGAAGAGGGCCAGGAGGAACUUCAGUGAGGAGGAGCUAGCGUUCCUGUGUGAGGGGGUUCGGCGCUUUGGUCCGUCCUGGAACUCCAUCCUCUGGGCAUAUCCCUUCCAGCCCGGCCGCACCAAUGUCGACCUGGCCCAGAAGUACAGUCGCAUGAAGAAAGCUGAAGCUACACAUUGAAACAACAGAGACAGUGCUCUGAACAAAAGAUGUUCAUAAUAACUACAGAGGGUUUCCUAAUACAAAAACAUAUUUAAAUGUCUAUUGUAUAUAUUUGUGUACUUAUUAGUGAUUAUAUUUAUAUUGUAAACACAUAUACUACAUAAAAACAUAAUAUAUUUACAGUAUAUAAUUUAUAAUAAUUUGUUUACUUGGAGCAUUGUGUGCAGAAUUAUAUGUAACAUGUAACAAAUUAUAUGUAACAAAUGUUUGUGGCCAAUUUAGUGUUCUUGGGAAGAGGGGAAUAAACCUGAUAGACUUUUGCAUCUGAAAUAAACUGGUUAAUAAAAA
Messenger RNA from Alosa alosa (allis shad), 3470 nucleotides. RefSeq names its product telomere repeat binding bouquet formation protein 1 (gene terb1). The record is from RefSeq and is a predicted model, not a curated record. The transcript is spliced from 22 exons. Bases 390 to 3140 code for a protein of 916 amino acids. NCBI's taxonomy places the organism in Eukaryota, Metazoa, Chordata, Actinopteri, Clupeiformes, Clupeidae. Gene Ontology annotation, biological process: homologous chromosome pairing at meiosis; meiotic attachment of telomere to nuclear envelope.